ACCCACCACACACACACACACACGCGUAACCGGAAAAAAUGGACGCCGCCGGUACAUCUUUAGAUGCCCGUAAUUUGUCACACAAAGUCGCCUCAAUUGCCGCUGGAGAAGCUCACACUCUCGCCCUCACCGGGGACGGAAAUGUGUACGCCUGGGGAAGAGGAACGUUCGGCCGACUCGGCACCGGUUCGGAGAAAGACGAGCUGUUUCCGGUCCGAAUCGACUUCGAUUCCGCCCGUUACAGGUCAGCCCAAGGAAAGAGGCUCAAGUUCGUCGAAAUCGCUGCUGGCGCUUAUCACAGUCUCGCCCUAGCAGAUGAUGGAUCAAUUUGGAGUUGGGGUUACAAUACCUAUGGCCAACUUGGUGUCAAUGGAGAGCAUGUUUUAGUGCCCUGCAUGUUAGACCGAUUCCUUGAAUUGGGUUCUGAUUAUUUGAGUGAUGAAUCAGAAGCACACAGCAGAAUGCCAUUGAAGGUUUCUUCCGUCAAAGCUGGGGGAAUGAUGUCACUGGCGAUUGACAACCUCGGAGCCCUCUGGAUGUGGGGAAACUGCCCUCCGCAAAGUGACUCAGGUGACGAUGAGUUCUCUCUCUUCAGUACUUUCACUCCAUUACCUGUCUGGAGUUUCCAUGGCCAUACCGUUGUCAAGGUGGCUUGUGGAAAUGAGCACAUUGUGGCCUUAGUUAGUGCUGGAGAAACAUACAAAGGCAGCGAUCUGGUUUGCUAUUCCUGGGGAAAUAAUAACCAUGGACAGUUAGGCCUAGGAGAUACAUAUAGCAGGUUUCAGCCUCAAGUGGUAGAAAAAUUUAACCAGAGUUCCACGUGGGUGGUAUAUGCUGUAGCAUGUGGGGCCUUCCACACAGCUUUACUGGCGGUCGAUGAUAGAGCGAGUGACACGUUAAGAAGUGUUUGUUGGACUUUUGGACUAGGAGAUAACGGGCAACUCGGUCAUGGGACCACUCAAAGUGCUUCGUUGCCUGAACAAGUAAAAGGGUUGCCCCAAAAUGAGUUUCUGAAUUCUGUCGAUUGUGGGUUGUUUCACACUAGUGUUGUUUCAAUGGCUGGAGAUGUGUGGUCGUGGGGAAUGGAGAAGGGACUUGGGUUGUGCCCUGAUGCGAGUUUUUCUGGAAUUGAUGCAGGGGAUGCUCUCUCUCCACGGGUUAUAUCGUGUGAUGGGCCGCAUGGGCCUAAGUUUGCUGGCCCAGUCCAGGUUGCAUGUGGGGCCGCUCAUACUGUUCUUGUUGCUGAUGAGGGAUAUAAGCUUUGGUCCUGGGGUAGGGGAAGGAGUGGUGUCCUUGGUACUGGUAAGACUCUUGACUGUUUCGCCCCUACUACUGUACUGUGGCCACCUUCAUCAGAGGAUUUCAAGGAAGAGAAAGUAGACCUUUUUUAUGGGGUCAAAAAGAGCAAAAGCAAGGACCCUAGGAGAAUCACGGAGAUGGAGGAAAAAUUGUCUGUGGCAAUGGAGGAGAUGAGGCUUCUUAAUUCAAAACUCUCCUUAACGGAAAAAUAUGCCAGCAUUCUUCAUGGCUCAAUGUUUGGAAAGCCUUUUGAUGAGCGGGACAUUCCUAUUUCGUUGCAGAACUCUGGUGCUUUUGAUAUAGCGAAAGAGUGGGAAAACAUGUUGGAAUCAUUGGAUCGUGGGAAGCUCGUUCGGUUGGAGAUGUUUUACCGAAACAUGCUUGCGGGUGUCAAAGAUAAGCUGUUGAAGAGGAGAAUCCAGGAGAUCAUUAAAGAGUCCCUCGAUUCUUCAACUAGUGGGAACGGCUAAAACCAGUGGAAUUGGACUGAUUUGCUUCCAAAUACAAGUUUUCAGAUUUAUGGAGGUUCAUUGCAGUCUAUAGUCUAUUCCAAAGAUUUUUAUGACGUGCCGGGCUUUUCUUUUGCUUGCACGAUGUGAUUGUACCCGUGUCUCUCGUUUUCAUGCUUUCUAGAUAGUUUCUUUGUGUGGAAAGAUGGAGGGUGUAAUAAAGGUUGGUAUAAGUCGCUUGUCUCUCUGUAAAUUGUUAUGCGGCCUUGUAACAAUCCACUGUCAUCGUAAUUUUUUGUUAAUAGAAAUAAUGGAGGCUUCAUUUUUC
This is a messenger RNA of Rhododendron vialii, 2076 nucleotides long. Its product is annotated as ultraviolet-B receptor UVR8. Lineage: Eukaryota; Viridiplantae; Streptophyta; Magnoliopsida; Ericales; Ericaceae. The coding region runs from base 39 to 1769 and encodes 576 amino acids. The transcript has 5 exons. The record is from RefSeq and is a predicted model, not a curated record.